ACGGAGACGGAGAUGAGAAGAACACCUCGCUGUUCAAAGGAUGGUUUAAACAGAGGACCAUGGACUGCAGUUGAAGACAAAUUGCUCACUGAUUAUAUCUCCAUCCAUGGUGAAGGUAAAUGGAGCAAUGUCGUAAAAAAUACAGGUUUAAAGAGACGUGGAAAGAGCUGCAGGCUUCGUUGGUUUAAUUACUUGAGACCUGAUAUUAAAAGAGGGAACAUCUCUGAAGACGAAGAACUACUCAUUGUCAGGCUCCACAAGCUCUUAGGCAAUAGAUGGUCUCUGAUAGCAGGGAGACUUCCUGGACGAACGGAUAAUGAAAUAAAGAAUUAUUGGAAUUCCAAUUUAUCUAAGAAAGCGAAGGAAAUGCAGUUAACACUACCUAAAACUGACAAGGAACUGGUUGUAACGAGACCUUGCGAUGUGGCUGUACCAGGCCCGAGUGGAAGCACUGAAAUAACUGGCACUAAUGUGGUUGGUGCCACAGCACUGCGUGAAUGGAAAUAUCAAAGUCCUGAAGUUAAUAUUACUGGGACCUAUGGAACUGAUCAAUCGAGUGACCUAUCACCAUCAUGGGCAUCUGGUGAUGACAUUUCAUAUGACUUCUUAUUUGAUCUUGAUGCGGAAGACUUUUAUCAGAUUCCUGAAUCAACUCUCAUUGCCAAUGAUACCAAUCAUGCAACUAAUAAUGUUAGAGAAGGGGAUGGUGGUAUUAAUACAAAUGGAAUAUUGAAGAGUGACGUAUCAGAUCAAUUUCCAGCGAAGAACUGGGAAAGGGAUGAAUGUGUUCAGGCUGAUGACUUGGACUCAUCAGCUAUCAUGUCACUGCUUUCUUUUCUUGAUGCAGAUGUGGACUUAUGAGGAAUGGCCUGAGUAUAUACUAAUGGUACUACUAUACUAGUUAGCUACUUCAUCAUAUGUAUGUCUGCUUUCAGUUUCAUCAAUUCUCCUUUCCAAUAAAAAGAAGAAAGAUGGCUAAUAUAUGAAUGGGAUCCCAACCUCUU
Molecule: messenger RNA, 1004 nt
Organism: Ricinus communis (castor bean)
Lineage: Eukaryota; Viridiplantae; Streptophyta; Magnoliopsida; Malpighiales; Euphorbiaceae
Product: transcription factor MYB1
Exons: 3
Coding region: 13-861 (282 amino acids)
Source: RefSeq, a predicted model, not a curated record